This is a messenger RNA of Dentiscutata erythropus, 304 nucleotides long. NCBI's taxonomy places the organism in Eukaryota, Fungi, Glomeromycota, Glomeromycetes, Diversisporales, Gigasporaceae. The record is from the annotation of a GenBank genome assembly.
GUGAAGCAUAUCGAUAAAACUGAUGAAGUCGUGAAACAACAAACGGAUCAAGCAUCAACGUAUAUUGAUGAUAGUGUAUCUUCGAUAAUCGAAGAAAAACUUAAUGGUGAAGAUUCAGUUUAUACUUUAUCAACAGAAAUUCUCACAGAAGAAUCGACUCAAGAGAUAAGUCGAGGUUUAAAAGUAGUUGAAGAAGCUGGCUAUAGCAUCUCAGCAAAAGUGGAUGUGCCAGAAGUUCCAGCAUUGCCGAAAUCUGAAACAGAAGAUAAACCUGUAGAUAAUGAAUCGAAAUUAAAAAAAUCUG